UCACACCCCCAGCGCCUCUGUGCUCGACGCCGCCUCUGUCGCGCUGCACUCGGCCAGCACCACCCGCGGCGCCAUGGCCUCCUCCGCAGCCGCCAGCGCCGCCGAGGAGCUGGCGGCGCUCUCCCUCGCCGCGCCCGCCUCACUCGCCUCGCUCCUGCCGCUGCUGCACCCCGCCGCCUCGGCCGCGCAGCUGCGCACCGCGCAUCUCGCCCUCGCCCAGCUCGCCGGCCUCUCCUUCUCCACUGCGCCCACUCCGCUGGCCACGCCUGGCCCGCAGGAGCGCAUUGGUGCCGAAGAAGGUCGCGUGCUGCGCGAUGCGCUCGCCUCCUCGGCAGCAGAGCGCCUUGCUGCACUGCGCGCACUCGGCAUCCUCGCCGGCCUGGCGCCCGACGUGCUGCUGCCGCUCCUCGCUACGCUCCUCCCCUCUCUGCUCGAUGCCGGCUCGGCGCCCGACCACGCCGCGCUCCUCAUCGCCGCCUUUCUCUCCACGCUCGCCUCGCACGCCGCGGCACGCGCCGCACUGCGCGAGCACCAGGCGGUGGGCGAGUGGUGCGACGGCUGGCUCGACACGGCAGAGCUGGGCGGCGGUGGCAAGCAGGAAGCAUCGACGAAGGACAUCGCUCUGCUCGCAGGUCUGGCGCGCGUCAAGCUGGGCCCGGCCGCGGCGCCCACGGCACCUCCCGCACUGCAGGAAGAGGAGAUUGGCAGUGCCGAAGCGAAAGCUGAGGCCAAGCUGAGGGCCCAGGAGAAGAGAAAUCGCGAGAAGGAGGCGCAACGAGAGUGGGAGAGGAAGGAGGUCGAGGAGCUUCGAGCAUCGUUGUUGGCGUUGGCCAAGGCGCGUCUUCUCCUGUCGCACUCGCACAAGGAGGCAGCGGCGGAGAGCAAGCCGACGCAAGAGGAGGCCGGGCUGCCAUUUGACGAGGAGAUCAAGCACGCCACUUUCAUGGCUGCACUCGAAGCAUUGGCCCAUCUGAGCGCACACAUGAAGCAAGCGAUCGUCUCGGACGCGCCGCUCCUUGAACGGCUCUGCUCGCCCUCGCUCCUCGGCUCGAGCGUCUCUCGAAGACCCGUCUUUCCGCAACGACUCGGCGCAGCAGCCAGCGGCGCUCCCUCUUCUUCAUACGAAGCCGAUCCCACGCGUCCUGCCUCGCGCACCGCAGAUGGAGCAGCGCUGUACGCACUGGCCUCCAUCCUCUGUGCCCUCGUUGCUCCGCCUCCCAUUCUCAGCGCCCAGGAGGCGCAACUGGCCGCGCUGCGCGCCAAGGCCUCCAACGUGGCGCUUGCGCCGCGGGAAGAUGCCGCUGCAGCAGAGGCGCGCGCACUCAAGGUGCUGGCUGCGGGCGGAGCGGCGACGCUUGUGCGGCUGGUGGCGCACUCGACCGAGUCCAAAGCGACGCAAGAGGCGUGCGCGAGUGCCUUUUUGGGUCUUGCGGCUCCUCAGACGCGAGCCAGCCGCGCGCAGAUCGCGCGCGAAGGCGGCGCAAAGGCACUCUUGGCUCUCUGCUCGCUCGCCUCCUCUUCGUCGUCUGCCUCCUCGGAGGCGCAAGAGGAACAGCGCGCCACACUCGCCCUGCUGCCGAUGCAAGCUCUCGCUCGCCUGUGCAUCUCUCUGCCCACGCCCGCGCUCUUCAAUGCUCCCGCCGCGCCGCUUCGCCCGCUCGCUCGACUGUUCCUCGACGCUCUGGCGUCGCCAUUGCAGCGCUUCGAGGCCUGCCUGGCGCUGACCAACCUCGCCUCGCUGCCCGGGCUCGCGGGCGACGUCGCAAAGGCAUCACACGAAGGCGUCUCGGUGGAACAAGCGCUGCGCGAGCGCAUCGUGGCGGCGCAUCGCAUGGAGAGACGAGCGGCGGUAGAGCUGCUCUGCAAUCUGGCGCAGGAUGAGCAAGUGCGAGCGAUCUGGAGCGGCGAAGUGGAGGAUGAAGCUGUGGCGCAAGGCUCGACGAGCGCCACGACGACGGCCGCGCCUGCAGCUACGGCGUCGGCGGCGCCGGCGGCGGCGGCAAAAGGCAGACUGCACGUCUUGCUCGCUCUUUGCGCGCCCUCGACCUCUUCUUCCGAUGAGCACGACGGCGACGAGCAAGCCGACGCGGAGCAGGGCACGGCGACGGAGUCGACGCUGCAGACUCGGCUCGCGGCCUCUGGCGCCCUGGCCACGCUGCUCUCUUCGCCCUCGGCCUGCAGCCGCCUGCUCUCGCUGCGCGCCUCCAGUCUCGCCAUCCUUGCGCGGCUGCUCGAGCCUACUGUCGAGCCGCGCGAGAGGGCGGGAGCGAGGGUCCGGACGCUGGAGGAGGAAGAGUCGGAGAAGCAGGAGAAGCAGGCGCGAGAGAAGGAGCGCCUCGCCGAGGCGCACGACGCGCAAUCCGCGGGCGAGGCGCAGAUGGAACAUGUGAGGCGCGACUUGAGGCUCCGAGCGGCGGCGGCCAUGGGCUGCGUGGCGCAGUAUACCGCUUGGCUGCGCCAAGGCGGUGGGAGCGAUGGAGGCGCCGGCGAGGCGCAGCAGCAGCAGCAGCAGCUGAGGCACAUGCAGGCCAAGCUGGGCGCGGCCGCGUGGCUCGAGGCGCUGAGGCAGAGACAGGCGGAGAAGGGAGACGUGGGCGCCAUGUGCCACGAGGCACUGGGCUUGUUUGCGAGCGUGGGGGUGCAAUGACACACAAAGCCCCCCCCCCCCCCCCCCU
Tilletiopsis washingtonensis is the source of this 2675-nucleotide messenger RNA. RefSeq lists its product as hypothetical. Lineage: Eukaryota; Fungi; Basidiomycota; Exobasidiomycetes; Entylomatales. Bases 74 to 2647 code for a protein of 857 amino acids. The transcript has a single exon. The record is from RefSeq and is a predicted model, not a curated record.